UUUCCUUUUCAACUAAAAUGGAUGAUUAAUGACAUGAUGGAAAUUACAUUUGUCUGGCUGUCUGGGAAAAAUGACAAAAAUAGUACAAAUGCAGCCAUUAUCAGAUAUUGUUUCUAGACAAAUCAAAGACAAUUAAAAUACUGGUAAAAUGGUGUUUGAAUAAGUUUAAUAGGGCCAAAGUGCCCAAAGUUGCAGAAUCACCCAUUUAUGUAACAUUGUCUGGAUCCGAGUUCUUUGACCAGAUUUGUGGUUGAAAAUCUUUUUAACACAGGUACUAUGAAAUGGAACCACAGUCCAAACGCAUCAAAUAAUAUGAGUGUGACAUAGACUCCUGGGUCGCUUAUCCUGUGCUGUCCAAUGUUCACUCACAUGACGCUGAGCUAAUCGAGGCCUUUGCAGCUCCCAUCGUCAACAAGAAAGAAACCUCUCGUUUGAUAAAGGAGUUAGCCACAGUGUACCCGUUAUCUGGACUGACGCACAUCAAGAGAGUACGGGCAUGCAAGGAUAAGGGCAAACCUCACCCUCUGGAGAUCAUUGUAUGCCUUGCCAGUGAUGCACCAGACAUUGACUGCAGUAAGGACAUGCACAUAUCUGAUCUGUCGUCCUCAGGUAGAAUAAACUGUGGAAGUCUAGGACCUUUCCUGGUCAAGACACCAGCAUGCCCUCCUUUGACCAGAUCAAAGUUUGAGCAGGCCAAGAAACACUGCCCCACCUCCUAUGAGGACAAGCAAGUGACGGUGGCACUAAAAGGCCAGCUGUUCACCUCCUCUAUGAAAGCCAAGAUGCAGGACUACAUGAUGGCUGCUGUGGCUGCAGCAAGAGCAGGGCAGGAAGGCAUGGAGGCUGUGGGGGCUGCAGUCGUUGAGCCAGAGAGGAUUGUUGCUGUGGGACAUGACUGCUGGAAAGGCGUUCACCCACUUAAUCACGCUGUCAUGGUCUGCAUUGACCUUGUGGCACGUGGGCAGUGUGGUGGGGCCUACACCUAUGAUAAGUACCCCGCCUGCCAGUUUGUUUUGCCCGACUCCUCACCCUCUGAAAUACAUAGCGCCACCACCAUGCCAACCUGUAGGGUCCUGCGGGACAAGGUCACUGCAGAGGAGAGCAGUCAGCCGUACAUCUGCACCGGGAACAACCUGUAUGUAACUCGAGAGCCUUGUAUUAUUUGUGCCAUGCUGCUAGUCCAGUCCAGGAUAGGCAGUCUUCUAUGGAACAGCCUCUACCGAUUUGGGACUAAAUAUAAAAUCGAUGCUCAGACAUAUUUGACUCACCGCUUUGAGGUUUUCAAAGGAGUCUUGGGCCAACAGUACCAAAAUGAAUUCCGAAGGUUCACAUAA
Messenger RNA from Salmo salar (Atlantic salmon), 1334 nucleotides. It is a transcript of the gene adat3, whose product is annotated as adenosine deaminase tRNA specific 3. Gene Ontology annotation, molecular function: tRNA-specific adenosine-34 deaminase activity. The record is from RefSeq and is a predicted model, not a curated record. Gene Ontology annotation, cellular component: cytoplasm; nucleus. Lineage: Eukaryota; Metazoa; Chordata; Actinopteri; Salmoniformes; Salmonidae.